Rosa chinensis is the source of this 906-nucleotide messenger RNA. RefSeq lists its product as uncharacterized. Bases 1 to 906 code for a protein of 301 amino acids. The transcript is spliced from 3 exons. The record is from RefSeq and is a predicted model, not a curated record. Lineage: Eukaryota; Viridiplantae; Streptophyta; Magnoliopsida; Rosales; Rosaceae.
AUGGUCAGCCCUUUUGAUCCUUCUCGUAAUAACUAUUCCUUUACUAAGCGGAUUACGGGCGAGUCCCUCCAAGUGUUGGUGCUUGAAAAUGUUGAUCUGAAUGGAGAGGUUUUUCAGCAUAUAUCUCAUUUUCGAGGACUUGAACAACUAUCAGUGACUGGUGCAUCUGGUUUAAAUCGCAUCAGAAUGUUUGGUUCUUCUGUACGUUUGAAGUCCUUAGUGGUCAGAUAUUGUUGGAAUCUUGAGAUUAUUGAGAUCUGUGAUUUACCUCAGCUUGCUUUCUUUGAGUUUGAGGGAAGACCUAUAAGCCUGGACCUGAACUCAGUUCCAAAUCUAGUGAAAGUGUCCCUUGGCGAGGAUGACCUGGAAUUCUUAAAAGUAGCCUUCAAGCAGCUUGCUUGCUGUCUCUGUCAGCUAAGAACUCUUACUCUGGAUAACACACUUGGUUUUCUGACACAAGAGAUUGUUGUCUUUCCUAUUCCUCAGUUACCAGAGCUUGUGUGCUUGGAGUUGCGAAUCUCACCAGAUGAUGCAUGUGUGCUGUUGCAAUUGGCAUGUUUUUUGGAUGCAUCUCCUCGCUUGCAGAAGUUAGUUUUAAAGUUUGACUUUCUAGGGUCGGGGAUAAAUUUGUGGAAAGCCGAGAGCCAUCCGCACAAAAACUUAAAGGUGGUUGAGGUUAUUGGAUUCUUUGAUUGCCCAGCAGCGACUGAUAUUGUCACAUUCAUAGUGGACAAUGCUGCUGGGCUAGAAAGUCUGGUGAUCGAUCCUGUUGUCCCAUGGUGUGAGCAUCGUAGAGGAAGGAAGCCUGAUGAGUUAAUUGAGAAGGAACGAAAAGGGAGGCAGCACGCAAUGUCGCUUAGAAGUAUGCUGCCAGGCAUGGACGGUGGAAACUCUUCUAGUGAUUGA